AUGUGGUACAAAGAUACGGCAGGACACAUGGAUGAAUUCAAACCUCAAAACAAUCAGGGGCUCAAAAUUCGUCAUGAACUAACCAAAAACAGCAACAUUUUUGAAAUGAUGGGGCCCAUUCACAGUGACUUUUUCAAUCAAGAUCGAUUUCUGUUAAAUAACGUGGAGAUGCGUAUCAAGCUCACUCGCCAGCGCGAUCCCUUCGUGCUCAUGUCACAAUUUCAAAACGAAAAACUGAUCAUUUUAGAUGCAACACUUCUCGUACGAAAAGUUCGCAUUUCACCCACAGUGCUUCUUGGACACGCAGCAGCAUUAGAAAACUCUCCCGCAAAAUAUCCACUAACCAGAGUGGAUUUGAAGACCAUAACCAUUCCAGCAGGACUUCAAGACAAAACCAUUUCAAACUUGCACCUGGGUCAAAUUCCAAAGAGACUCAUUAUUGGAUUUGUCACCAACCAAGCCUUCAAUGGGCACUACCAGAGCAAUCCUUUCAAUUUCCAACAUUUUAAUCUAAACUAUUUAAGCUUGUAUAUUGACUCCCAACAAAUCCCGGCUCAACCUCUUACACCAGACUUUGCACACAAUUUACACAUAGACGCAUACAACACAUUGUACAGUGGCACCGGCAUACAUUGGAAGGACGAGGGGAACGACAUUACGUACGCAGAAUAUCCUCAUGGGUAUACUUUGUACGCGUUUGACAUCUCCCAAGAUUUAUCGGCAAACGAAAGUCACUGGAACCUUCAACGCCAAGGCAUUGUUCGAUUGGAAGUCAAAUUUGCUACACCACUAACAACAGCAGUAAAUUGUAUCGUUUUCUCGGAAUUCAACAACCUCAUCGAAAUUGAUAAGAAUCGAAACGUGGUCGUCGAUUACGGCGUUUGA
Thrips palmi is the source of this 885-nucleotide messenger RNA. RefSeq lists its product as uncharacterized. Gene Ontology annotation, cellular component: cytosol. The record is from RefSeq and is a predicted model, not a curated record. Bases 1 to 885 code for a protein of 294 amino acids. The transcript has a single exon. NCBI's taxonomy places the organism in Eukaryota, Metazoa, Arthropoda, Insecta, Thysanoptera, Thripidae. Gene Ontology annotation, molecular function: ribonucleoside-diphosphate reductase activity, thioredoxin disulfide as acceptor. Gene Ontology annotation, biological process: deoxyribonucleotide biosynthetic process.